This is a messenger RNA of Oppia nitens, 2418 nucleotides long. RefSeq names its product DNA replication licensing factor mcm7-A-like (gene Mcm7). The record is from RefSeq and is a predicted model, not a curated record. Gene Ontology annotation, biological process: DNA replication; double-strand break repair via break-induced replication; DNA strand elongation involved in DNA replication. Gene Ontology annotation, cellular component: MCM complex; nucleus. The coding region runs from base 181 to 2316 and encodes 711 amino acids. Gene Ontology annotation, molecular function: ATP binding; single-stranded DNA helicase activity; single-stranded DNA binding. NCBI's taxonomy places the organism in Eukaryota, Metazoa, Arthropoda, Arachnida, Sarcoptiformes, Oppiidae. The transcript has 4 exons.
UAACAAAGUAUACGAAUAAAGUGAUUGACGUUUUUAGCGCCAAAAAAGUUUUUGUCACAAAAGGCAUUCAAUUCAACGAUAAAACAGUUUUUUAUUAUUAUUUGUUAAGACUUUUAAAUAACUAUCGGCUCUUGUAUUGUCUCAUCACUUAACUGAUCCAAAACACAAACUAACAACAAGAUGUCUGUUAGAGAUUACGACAAUGACAUGACUUUGAUCCGUCAGAUUGUGAGCAGUGGUCGAUACGCCAAGAAGUUGGUGGCCGUCGCUCAUCGUGAAGAAGUCGAGUUUGUUGUCGACUUGGAUGACGUCCACAAACACGACCCGUCACUGUGUUUGGCUAUCAAAGACAAUACCCGCCGAUAUGUUCAGCUGUUUUCUCGAGCCAUUGACCAACUUUUACCCGAUUAUAAACUACAGGAUGUGCCUCAUAAGGACUCACUUGAUGUCUUCAUUGAUCACCGACUUCUAGUUGAACAACGAAAGCGCACAGAAGAAGGACUCAAUGCCGAUGAGUUUGUGUCCAGAUAUCCACCGGAACUUAUGAGAAGAUAUGAGUUAUAUUUCAAACCACAAUCUCAUCAAAAAGCUGUUGCCGUACGUGAAGUUAAAGCCAAAGAAAUCGGCAAAUUAGUGACCAUAUCGGGUGUUGUUACCCGAACUAGUGAAGUAAAGCCGAUGCUUAUGGUGGCCACUUAUACAUGUGAUACGUGCGCCGCCGAGACUUAUCAACCAAUUGGUUCACAAUCUUUUAUGCCAUUAGAGCGCUGUCAGAGCGAUGAUUGCAAAGCCAAUCGGGCCAACGGUAGACUUCAUUUGCAAACACGCGGAUCAAAGUUUGUCAAGUUUGAGGAAAUGCGUAUUCAGGAGCAUAGCCAGCACGUACCGAUCGGAAACUUGCCGCGCAGUAUAACAAUUAUUGCUAGAGGUCAACAGACCCGAUUGGCCCUUCCCGGAGAUCACGUAACAGUGACCGGUGUUUUUCUACCGAUUGCUAGAACUGGUUUUCGACAGCUGGUGGCCGGUCUCUUGUCCGACACGUUUAUUGAAGCACAUAGAGUUGUUGUGACAAAUAAAGCUCAAGAAACAGAUGAAGAAAUGGCUGAUGAAGAGUUUGAUCGAUUGAUUGAAAGAGAAGACAUAAAUAUUGAACGCUUGGCUUCGAGUAUUGCGCCCGAAAUUUACGGUCAUUUGGAUCUAAAGAAAGCUCUACUUUUACUAUUGGUUGGAGGCGUCGAUCAAAACACAUUUGGAAUGAAAAUUAGGGGCUCUAUUAACAUCUGUCUUAUGGGUGAUCCCGGAGUUGCUAAAAGUCAACUCUUGGGUUUUAUUGAUAGAAUCUCCACAAGAAGUCAAUACACUACAGGUCGCGGAUCAUCAGGCGUUGGACUAACAGCAGCCGUCAUGAAAGACACGAUUACUGGCGAAAUGGUGUUAGAAGGCGGAGCUCUUGUAUUGGCAGAUCAAGGAAUCUGUUGUAUCGAUGAGUUCGAUAAAAUGCUUGAAAGCGAUCGAACGGCUAUCCAUGAAGUGAUGGAACAGCAGACCAUUUCCAUUGCAAAGGCAGGUAUACUGACCACACUUAACGCACGCGUCUCGAUAUUAGCCGCCGCUAACCCUGUUUAUGGCCGAUAUAACCCUAAGAAGUCAAUUGAGCACAACAUUCAAUUACCAGCCGCUCUAUUGUCUCGGUUUGAUCUUCUUUGGCUUAUUCAAGACAAAGCAGAUCACGACAAUGACUUGAAACUGGCGCAACACAUCGCUUACGUCCAUAAGAACAGUCAUGAACCACCUCUCGAAGUACAACCACUUGACAUCCAAAUUAUGCAGAAAUAUAUUGCUAGAGCUAAGAGAAUUAAUCCAAUUGUACCCGAAUUCUUGACCGAUGAUAUAGUAGCCGCUUAUAUCGAUAUGCGUAAUGACGCCCGAAAUAACAAAGAUAUGACUUACACGAGUGCCCGUACAUUGUUGGCUAUAUUGCGUUUGUCAACUGCUUUGGCUCGCCUACGACUGUCAGAAGUGGUCGAAAAAGGAGAUAUCACUGAAGCUAUGCGUUUAAUUGAAUCCUCAAAGUCCAGUAUUGUCAAUGACUCGGACCCCAGUCAACGGGCACAGACACGAGCGGACAAAGUGUUCCAAUUGAUUCAUAACAUUAGUAUUGAGACCAAAUCGCGUGAAGUUUCAAUGGCCGACGCCAUCGAACGGUGCAAAAUACUUGGCUAUACUAAUGAUGAACUCGAAGAAGCCAUUGAACAGUACGAGAGUAACAAUAUGUGGCAAAUAAACCAAAACCGCACUAAAAUUAUAUUUGUCUAAUGAUAUCAUCUUACCGUAAUUGUCGCACUCUUUUUGUUUACUAAUUACAGUAUAUAUAAUGUGGAUAUCUUUGACCUCUCUUUGAUUAAUUGAAUCCUAUUU